Suillus fuscotomentosus is the source of this 998-nucleotide messenger RNA. RefSeq lists its product as uncharacterized. The record is from RefSeq and is a predicted model, not a curated record. Lineage: Eukaryota; Fungi; Basidiomycota; Agaricomycetes; Boletales; Suillaceae. Gene Ontology annotation, cellular component: membrane. Bases 32 to 946 code for a protein of 304 amino acids. Gene Ontology annotation, molecular function: serine-type endopeptidase activity. The transcript is spliced from 6 exons.
AUGCGUCAAUGCGCUCUUCCGAACUUGUUCCAUGAUGUCGAAAAGGUGCCUGCAUGUUUUUAACCGCUCUAUCAUACAAUCAAGAUGCAACAGCCGCCUGGCUCAUUGCAAUACCCUUUGCCGACCUAAUCCUUCUCCACAACUAAGACCGUUCUCGUCACUGCCAGCGCGAAUCGUUCAAUUCCAGACAGCCAGUACCACUAGUUCACUGCCAGCCUUCCUUCAUUUUGCUCGUACGCAACUGCGUAAUGCAACUCAUAGAGACCUGCUUCGUUCCCGGUAUAAUUCUUCCCGUCGCCCACCCCGCAGGCCAAACUGGCUAGACUCAAUAAACGGAAACGUCAUAUUCGUGGCCGUCAUUGCAAUAAACGCUGGCGUCUUUCUUCUCUGGCAAGGUGCCAAGUCCACAUACCAAACCACUCGUGACCCCACACUCUGGAUAUUCCUUCGGAACAACUUUUUAGUGAAUUGGGAGAACAUCACCUCCGGUCGCGUGUGGACGCUCAUCACCUCGUGUUUCUCCCAUCAAGACAUAGAGCACAUAUUGUUCAAUGGCCUUUCAUUCUACUUCAUGGCCCCUGGCGUCAUGCAAGUCCUCGGGAACUCGCGUUUCUUGGGGCUCUACUUUCUCGGCGGCAUCGCAUCCAGCGUGACGAGUCUCGUAUGGAACCGUUUCUACAAGCGUGAAUCCAACUACUCUUCACACGGCGCAAGUGGCGCAAUAUUAGCAACCAUCGCGUUUUACGCCUGUGCAUUUCCCAGAACGAGGUUUUUAAUAUUCUUCGUCAUCCCUUGUCCUGCGUGGGCGUUCCUUCCCGGGAUCCUCGCGUUUGAUGUGUAUAGGAGUGUUACAGAUGCUAGAACGACAACGGAUACGGCAGGUCAUGUUGGUGGAAUGCUGUCAGGCAUAAGUUUCUUCUUAUGGAGAGUGGCUCUUCGUCGCUAGACUUGCCAAAUCCUGCUGCGAUGGCAUUUAUCAUGCCAACUACCUACACUCA